Molecule: messenger RNA, 3078 nt
Organism: Metarhizium acridum CQMa 102
Lineage: Eukaryota; Fungi; Ascomycota; Sordariomycetes; Hypocreales; Clavicipitaceae
Source: RefSeq, a predicted model, not a curated record
AUGGCACCACCUGCAGCCAAAAAGCCUCGGCUGGUCAUAAUGGGGUCCAGAGAAUACCACAUCCAAGACUUUGUCGCCGACUACCAGCAGGAUUUUGAGUAUUCCGUCCUCGACGCUCAUAACCGCAAGGAAGCACUCACCAAACUACCGCAGGAUGUGGCGCAAAACGGCCCGAUAGACGCCUUCAUCAUCCGCGUAGGGACCAGCGAGUUUGAGCCGUUUGACGAGGAGCUCCUGGGCCCGCUGGCGCCCAGCUGCAAGAUCAUCGCCUCGGCGUCGGCGGGCUACGACGAGUUCGACGUCGACUGGAUGUCGCGCAGCGGCAUGUGGUUCUGCAACACGCUCGACGCCGUGGCCGAGGCGACGGCCGACAUGGCCAUGUUCCUGACGCUGGCGGUGCUCCGGGACGCGCACCGCGCCGAGCGAGGCGCCAGGUCGGGCUCGUGGAAGGCCGGCCUCGUGCCCGCGCGCGACCCGUCCGGCUCGACCCUGGGCAUCGUCGGCAUGGGCAGCAUCGGCAAGCACCUCGCCCUCAAGGCGGCGGCCUUCAACAUGCCCGUGCGGUACUACAACCGCCGGCGGCUGCCGCCCGCCGAGGAGGCCAGGCACGCCGCCACGUACUGUCCCACGCUCGAGCGGCUCCUGGCCGAGUCGGACGUGGUGUCCAUCAACUGUCCGCUUACCGCGGCCACGACGAAUCUCAUUUCGCACAGGGAGGUCGGGCUGAUGAAGGACGGCGCCUUUCUCGUGAACACGGCGCGUGGUGCCAUUGUGGACGAGGAGGCGCUCAUCCAGGGGCUGGAGAGUGGCAAGAUCACCCGCGCGGGGCUGGAUGUGUUUGUCAACGAGCCGCACAUUAAUGAUUAUUUUAGGACCAGCGACAGGGUCAUUUGCCAGCCGCACAUGGGGGCCGUGACGACGGAGGCGUUUAGGAGGGGAGAGAGGGAGUGUUUGGAGAAUCUGCGGGCCUUUUUCCGGACAGGGAGGCCGCUGGCGCCUGUGAAUGAGAUUACCGGCGCCGCUACCAAUUACACAAAGCCCACCACUACGCAAUUAAGACGAGCGCCUAAAAACAAGCCAAUGGUCCAAAACAGCCAAAACAGACCGACACACGCAGCAGCCAGUCGUGCUUUUCACCUGUCCUCUGGGGUUGAAUCUCGGGAAGCCCCCGCAUCCCCACUUUCGCCAAUCUCAAUCUCGCAAACGAGCCGAUGCGGACCAACGAUUGGCCAAUUGGCGCGAGCUUUCCAACUCGCCCCGAAGCGACAGCGUGUGGAAAUGGAAGGCCUCGAGCCUCUGAUCAACUGGGCACGCACCCGAGGCGUCGAGCUCGACGGCGUCGCGCCGCAGCAGAUGCCCGGCCGUGGAAUCGGCGCCGUGGCAACACGGUCAAUCAAGGCAGGCCAGGUCCUCAUGACGAUCCCCGCCAGGGCCAUCCUCAGGCUUGACUCGGUGCUCGCCUCCAUCUCGUCCAGACUGCCGUCGGCAUCGUCGAUCCACGGCCUGCUGGCCGCGCAGCUCGCGGCCAGCUCUGACGCCGAGACGACCCUCCGCAGAGACGCGAUGCCCUCCCUGCAGAGCUUCGCCGCGACGACGCCCCUCUUCUGGCACCGGCGGCUCCAGGACCUGCUGCCCGCGGGGGCGCGGAGGCUCGUGGACCGGCAGGAGGCGGCGCUGGAGCGCGACUGGGCCGCGUUCCACGAGGCCUUCCCCGGCGUCGCGCGGGACGCCUACCUGCGCUGCUGGUUCCUCGUCGGCACGCGGGCGUUUUACCACGAGACGGACGCGACGCUGCUGUACCCGUGGGAGGACCGGCUCGCGCUGCUGCCCGUGGCCGACAUGUUCAACCACGCGGGCGUGCCGGGGUGCUCGGUGGCCUUUUCGCCCGAGGCGUACACGGUGACGGCGACGCGGGCCUGCGCGAGGGGCGACGAGGUCUUCCUCUCCUACGGCGAGCACUCCAACGACUUUUUGCUGGCCGAGUAUGGGUUCCUGCUCGACGACAACCAGUGGGACAGCGUUGAUCUCGGCGCCUUUAUCCUGUCGAGGCUGGGCGCGAAGCAGCAGGCAGAGCUUCGGGCCCGGGGCUUUGACGAGUGUCUUGUUGGGCCGAGCUCGCAGUGGGAUCUACCUGACGGCGCGCUGGAUGUUCUGGGACGUUGCUUUGCCGCGGAGCCGCCGGAGAGGGCAGCGAAUGGAGGACAGCAGGGCAAGCCUUUGGAAGAGCGCGUGUUUGUGGCCGUUUUGACACGCUUCCUGGACGAGAUACACGACGUCAAGAGCGCGAUUCGGGCCGUCACAGUCGGAGACGAUGCCCAGCGCGCAACGCUGCUAAGACGCUGGGACCAGAUAGAAGCUCUGGCGUCGUCCCAGGGGGGAACGUCAUUGGUGCUCGCCGCCGCCCAGGAGGGCAGGGCGGCAUUAUAUCUGACAGGCCAAGAGUCUCAACCAAACAUGAACAUGCGUCUGGUGCCAUUCGAGCAUGAGGCAGUUCCCGCUCUGCCCUGGACCCUGGAACAAUCGCACCGUGCCAAAACGACAGGCAACGCACCAUCUCAACAAGACGACACAUCUCCCGUCUCCAGCUACUCUAAACCCACAGUAGCACCACAGUCCGCAAAAUCAACACUGCGGCGUCCCCAACAGUCUUCAUCCUCCAAACCACCAGGGCAAGCCGCCAUCACAAGAACCCCCAGCCUCAGCUACAUCAUCCCCGUAGAUUUCACACGUUCCCUCUCCCCAGCACAUAACGUCCACGUCAGCCGUCAAGAAAAACUGGCGGUCAGCCAAACCCUCCGGACAGGCCGGACCUCGUCCCGCGAAGAGAGGGGGAAAAGAGACACUGAUGACUGCCAAGCUCAAACCAGGCAAAACGCAAAGACGUAUGCGACGACACCGGCCGGCCGUCGACAUGAGUGGCUGCUUGGCGAUUUACCUGCUUACGCCGUAUCACACGCCGAGUGGCGAUGCGGCAUCGGCGUGUCUCAAUACAAAGAUACAAGUGCCAGGACAGUCUCAAACCAGGUCGUUAUCGAGCUUGACCCCAGGGAAGACGCUCCCCGCGCAUUGCCUCUUUGA